This is a messenger RNA of Symbiodinium pilosum, 599 nucleotides long. Lineage: Eukaryota; Dinophyceae; Suessiales; Symbiodiniaceae. The record is from the annotation of a GenBank genome assembly.
UGGAUUAGGGAGGCCCUUGAGGACCAGGUGCUGCCAAGUACCUGGCCAUGGAACCUGGCACAUCUGGCUAGCCAGCCGAAGGACGAUGUGGCGGAUGACAUUGGACAAUGGCAAGGAGUGGCCCGGCACCUGACACGUCCAGAACCAGAACAAUUGACCUGGUUCCAGGAUGAGGAGGACGAAGCAUGUGCUCUCGGGAGUGCCUUGCUGGAGGAGAUAGGGUGUUCUCCAGAACGUCACCAGACGCAGGUGCCCCAGCUCAGGGCGGAGUUGCGAGCUGCCGGCUUGGACGACUCCGGGGUCCGCUCUGCGCUUGUCGAGCGCCUUACUGCAGCGCUGACGGAUGCAUCCGCGCCUGCCCAGCAGGAUCCCCUGGCCCUGGGCCCUGGACCCUAUGCUCUUGCUGUCGCCCAGGACGGCAUCUACUACCAGCACCCGGACAACCAGAACCACCACCCGCACCACAACCAGCACCACAACGACCACCCACCCUUCCCACCACCAACAUCACCCCCCCCAUCCACAACAAUCCACAACCACUAUACAACCGUCAAUCACCACCACCACAACUACUAUACCCGCAGGGUGGUGAUGAAGAG